Tripterygium wilfordii is the source of this 737-nucleotide messenger RNA. RefSeq lists its product as uncharacterized. The coding region runs from base 16 to 492 and encodes 158 amino acids. The record is from RefSeq and is a predicted model, not a curated record. Lineage: Eukaryota; Viridiplantae; Streptophyta; Magnoliopsida; Celastrales; Celastraceae. The transcript is spliced from 2 exons.
AUAAUAUAUUAACCAAUGACAACACCAUACACCAUUAUAAUAUAUUUUAUAAAGCUCGUAUUCUCAUUCACUUUAUUUUAUGCUUUCCCACUGUCUUCUAACCCCAUCUCUUCUUCUUCUUCUUCAAUGUUGACCUCACAAGGGGUGGUCUUGGCCACUGCCAUGGCGGUUUCCGGCACGGUAAUUCUCCUAGCUCUCCGCCUCCAGAAGUCUCCCCCCAUCGUCCAAAUCCCCCAACAAUCUCUUCGACCCUGCAUCUCUCCAGAGGGGAAGAAGAAUAAGAAGAAAAAGAGGGUGCAAUUUGCAGAGGAUGUGGUGGAGCCGAGAGGGAAUAGCGGAAGCGAUACUUCUUCUUCGAUCAAGUUUAAGAAGACCAGCUAUGGUGGAGCUAAAGCUAAAGACAGAGGAACAAUGCCAGAGAACAGAGUGGCUCUGUACAAUGGGAUUCUCAGGGAUCGAGUGGUCCACCGUUUCUCUUACUCCUGCUACUGAUUUUGAUUUAGCUUCGUGUACAGAAUUUCUGUUCAACUUAUUUAAUUUCUCUGUAAUUGUAGUAAGUCCAUGUUUGUACAAAGUUUUCUCUUCUUUAUCUUUUCUGGGAAAAUUUGGUGAGAAAAAAAAGAAGAAAAGUUCAGGAAAAAUAGAAAGAUGUCUGGCCCACUGUGAUGGUAUUUCCUAUGUGAUGAUCUAACUUGCUUGUUCAAGACUUAAUUGAUUCCCCUGUUUUCUUUCCUCUC